This is a messenger RNA of Plodia interpunctella (Indianmeal moth), 1830 nucleotides long. RefSeq lists its product as uncharacterized. The transcript has 2 exons. Lineage: Eukaryota; Metazoa; Arthropoda; Insecta; Lepidoptera; Pyralidae. The record is from RefSeq and is a predicted model, not a curated record. Bases 275 to 1381 code for a protein of 368 amino acids.
UUCCCAGUUUUAUGUAUAUAGACAUUAUACAAUUUAUUCAAAAUAUUACUCGGAGAAUUACAUUGGCAAUAUUUAGAUAUUAUUCUUUAAAAAACAUUUUAGUUAGAAAUCAAGGUGUAUAACACACACAAUGUGAUUUUUUUCUAGCAAUUAAAGUGUGUUAUAGAUUGUACACACACUAUUUAUUAGUACGAAUACACUAAUAAGGUAUAAAAAGCUAGCGAUAAGAAAAAGUCGAGGGUUUAAUGGAAUUUUAAAUGGAUUGUGUAGAAGUAUGUUAAUAUUAAAGUUAAAAAUGAGUGGUUUAAUAUGUGCAGCGUUAUGUCUACUCUCAUUUAUCGUGUUAACAGUAUCAGGCGCAAAAGUGUUCUUGAUAGACGCAAAAUCAAACAGCGGUGACGUACACAGACUAUCACUGUCUUCAGAUAAAAAAUCCUUAGUUCUGGAGCCGGUAACAUCAGACGAUGCCCUCAAAGCGGAGGCAGAACAGAUUUAUGAGCUAUACAAGCGACCAAACAUCGCGCAACUGCAGCUAUUGUCGAACAAACACCGAAUAUUCGGCAACAUGUUCGGGAAUUCGAAUCUGAAAUCGUACGUGUCAAAGAAAUACAAAACUCCGAGAUACGAUCUAAAACAUCAAAUGAAAAGUCUUGAGCCGAUAAUUAAAUAUAUUUUAAGCCAAAAGAAGGCAAAUACGAAGUACACAUUUCAAGAUUUGACCAGAAAAGAGAAACCUGGUCCGUUUGCGGAGGAUUACGUGGACUUCGGAGAUUUCGGUAGACACCAAGCUGCGCCCGAUUUCUCUCAAGAUUACAUAGAUUUUAGGUUUACGAGGGACGAUUCUAAACGCAGCAGACUUCGGAGAGCUACAGACGUCGUUCAAGAAGCGUUAAGAUCAUACGUUGAAAGCGAUUCUGAUGAAGACGACGAUGAAGACACAAAAUCUAAACGGUUUGAGGUGGUGAAGAAUAAAAAUAACAAAAAAGAUAUAAAAAAUGAAUCAGACGCGUCUGAAGAAAAGGGGAAAGAAAGAAAGAAUGUGAAGAAGAGCAACGAAUUAGAUUCUGACGAAGAUUUUAGUGAGCUAUCUAAAGAGAAAAAACCUGCAAAGGUCAAACCGAAAAAGGAGUCAGUUGAAAAUAAUAUAGAAGAGAAACCAGAAAUGUAUCUUCAGGGGAAUAAAUUAACAGUUUACCCGCGAAUGCACGGGGACUCCGUCGAGGCGGACUCUAACGAAGACUCUAGAAGGAGCGAGAUAUUUAGGAGGAUGAGGUUACCAUAUUUUUUGCCUAAACGUUACCAUUGGACACCAAAAGACGUUCCAAAUCUAGGAUAUUUCUUCUUCAAUGGACCUAAAGGAGUUUCGCAAGAAUCGGAUUAGAAAUUAUCAGAUUUACAACAAAAUGAUGUCUAAAGUUAAAAACUUGCAACCCUACCAUUUUAAAAUGUCACGUUCUUAAAUUACAUUGUAAUUACGUUUAAAUUUAAAAAUAGUUGUGUAGUAAGGCUUAAGUUAGAAUCAAAAUUCACUAAAUCGUAAAUAGUAUAACAUUGUAAGUGUAAAUAAAUAAAUAAUAAAUAAAACAGCAAAAUAUGCAACCAAUACAGGUAUUUAGUACAUAUAACUUACUUAGCAGUGGACAUGACACGAACACACAUAAUCUCCAUAUACUUACACAACAACUUUCCCAUAAGUUACUCGAAAAUUUUUCACUGAAGUCUGCAACCUCAUGCUAUCCCUCUCACGUUAAGUUACCAGGAAAGAGAUAGCACAAUGUAUGUCAUUAUUUUUGUUAUCUUCUACCCAAAUAAAAAUAAGAUUUUUGCUUA